UUGAGCCCAGCUAGCCUCCCCAAGAACCACUGCAUCGAGUCUCAGCUUGAGAAAGAGAGGUAGAGACACAUACACUUACACACUUAGUCACCUGCACCUACAGUUCACAGUUGGAGAGAAAUGGCGUACUUCCCAAUUAUCAACAUGGAGAAACUGAACGGUGAAGAGAGAGCAGCCACCAUGGAGAUCUUAAAAGAUGCUUGUGAGAACUGGGGAUUCUUUGAGCUGUUGAAUCAUGGGAUCUCUCACGAGUUGAUGGACACCGUCGAGAGGCUGACUAAAGGGCACUACAAUAAGUGUUUGGAGCAGCGGUUCAAGGAUUCGGUGGCAACCAAGGCUCUUGAAGGGGUCCAGAAGGAGAUUACAGACAUGGAUUGGGAGAGCACCUUCUUCUUGCGCCACCUCCCUGCGUCCAACUUGUCGGAGAUCCCGGAUCUUUCCGACGAAUACAGGCAAGCCAUGAAGGAAUUUGUGGUGAAAUUGGAGAAGCUAGCCGAGCUACUCUUGGACUUGCUCUGUGAAAAUCUUGGGCUGGAGAAAGGGUACCUCAAGAAGGCUUUCUACGGGUCUAUAGGACCCACCUUCGGCACCAAGGUAGCUAACUACCCUCCCUGCCCGAGCCCAGAGCUGAUCAAGGGCCUCCGGGCUCACACCGACGCCGGCGGCAUAAUUCUGCUCUUCCAGGACGACCAGGUCAGUGGACUCCAGCUCCUCAAGGACGGCGAGUGGGUAGACGUGCCCCCGAUGCGCCAUUCCAUUGUGGUCAACAUCGGUGACCAACUGGAGGUGAUCACCAACGGAAAAUACAAAAGCGUGGAACACCGGGUGGUCGCCCAGACCGACGGUAACAGGAUGUCUAUCGCAUCAUUCUAUAACCCCGGUAGCGACGCAGUGAUCUACCCGGCCCCAGAAUUGGUGGAAAAAGACGCAGAAAAGACAAAGCAAGUGUACCCCAAGUUCGUAUUCGAGGACUACAUGAAGCUGUAUGCGACGGUGAAGUUUCAGCCCAAGGAACCCAGGUUCGAGGCCUUCAAGAACAUGGAGGCUGCCGCUAACUUAGGCCCCAUUGCAACAGCUUAAGAAUAAGAGCUUUCAGCUAGCUUUGACUGCAGGGAUCAUCUCAUCAGCUUAUGUGUCUGUCUGCUUUAUCUUGUUCCGUAAGCGUGUUGUAUGUGUUUGUGGUUGUCAUCAAAUGCCUGCCUUUGUAUGUUUGCUUGGUGUUUCUAUAUUAUUCAAGUCAUAACUUCACAAGUUAA
Nelumbo nucifera (sacred lotus) is the source of this 1256-nucleotide messenger RNA. RefSeq names its product 1-aminocyclopropane-1-carboxylate oxidase. The record is from RefSeq and is a predicted model, not a curated record. NCBI's taxonomy places the organism in Eukaryota, Viridiplantae, Streptophyta, Magnoliopsida, Proteales, Nelumbonaceae.